This is a messenger RNA of Neurospora tetraspora, 2329 nucleotides long. RefSeq names its product pyridoxal phosphate-dependent transferase. Gene Ontology annotation, molecular function: glutamate decarboxylase activity; pyridoxal phosphate binding. The record is from RefSeq and is a predicted model, not a curated record. Gene Ontology annotation, cellular component: cytosol. The transcript has 2 exons. Lineage: Eukaryota; Fungi; Ascomycota; Sordariomycetes; Sordariales; Sordariaceae. Gene Ontology annotation, biological process: L-glutamate catabolic process. The coding region runs from base 298 to 2139 and encodes 613 amino acids.
ACGAGUUUUGUGUAGGUCGAGGUGUUCGGAUGGAGUUGGCACUGCCAAUGCGCGCUCAGACUGCCAAAAGUCAUGUCGUCAUAGGCUGCGCUAUCCCGCAACAACAACAGGAUCCUACAAAAUAAUAACCAUGAUUUUCAUAUCACAGUAAACCAUCCCUAUAAAACAUAUCUCGUCCAUCGAUCAGUCUCUUCUAGAUUUCUUGGCUGCAUCCCCUUUUCGGAACACGGCAUCAAACACAUCUACACCAACUUAACCACCUCCCUAGGACCCACAUUUCACUUACACGCAUACAUAAUGUCACUAAGCCGCCACGUUGACCCCGAGGAGAUCGUUCAUCACCUCAAGGACAUAAAGCUUCAAGAAAAGGGCAGUAGUAGCCAGAGGCAGAAUCACCUUACACCCUACACCAGCUCCUACGCCAGCCAAGAAGAUAUCCCCAAGUACAAGAUUCCCGAGAAUGGCACUCCCGGAGACACCGUCUACGCCAUGCUCAGGGACGAGCUAGACCUCGACGGCCGGCCAAAUCUCAACAUGGCCAGCUUCGUCAACACCUACAUUGAAGAAAACGCCCAGAAGCUCUUCGUCGAGAACCUCGGCAAGAACAUGUCCGACAUGGACGAGUAUCCCGCCAUGAUCUCCUUCAGCGAGCGCUGCGUCAGCAUCCUCGCCCAUCUCUGGGGCGUCCAAAAGGGCGAAAAAGCCAUCGGCACCGCCACCGUCGGCUCCUCAGAAGCCGUCCACCUCGGCGGCUUAGCCAUGAAGCGUCGAUGGCAGGAGAAGCGCUGGGCCGAGGGCAAAGACGCCUACAAGCCCAACAUCAUCAUGGGCGCCAACGCCCAAGUCGCUCUCGAGAAGUUCGCCCGCUACUUCGACGUCGAGGCCCGCAUCCUGCCCGUCUCGGCCAAGAGCAACUACUGUCUGGACCCAGACCUGGUAAAGGAGAACCUGGACGAGAACACCAUCGGCGUGUUCAUCAUCCUAGGCAGCACCUACACAGGCCACUACGAGCCCGUCGAAGAGAUCCACAAGAUCCUCAACGACUUUGAAUCGCAAACGGGCAUCGACAUCCCCAUCCACGUCGACGCCGCCUCAGGCGGCUUCGUCGCGCCCUUUACCUACGCGAAGACAGGCGGACAAAAAUGGAACUUUGAGCUUCCCCGCGUCAAGUCCAUCAACGUCUCAGGCCAUAAGUACGGGCUGGUCACCCCCGGUGUGGGAUGGAUUGUGUGGAGGGACGAGUCCUUCUUGCCCAAGCAUUUGGUUUUCGAGCUGCACUAUUUGGGGGGAACCGAGUACAGCUACACGCUCAACUUCUCACGUCCCGGCGCGCAGGUGAUUGUGCAGUACUACAACCUCAUCCACCUAGGGUUUCAGGGGUAUCGCGAUGUGGUGGAGAAUUGCCUCUCCAACGCCCGGUUGCUGUCCAAAGCACUGGAGGCGACGGGGUGGUAUACCUGCGUUAGCGACAUCCAUCGGCCGCCGGCGCAGAAGCAGAAGGCUUCUUUAACUGCUGGGUCUAGCGGUGACGAAGGAAAGAACGAGCAGAGCUUCGAGAGCCAAAAUGACGACCAGAAGGCCGGAAGUGAAGAGUCCAAGACCCAUGCCUCUUCUUCUUCCUCGUCAAAAGACGUCCCAAAGGACAAAGACCGUGAAGAAACCUCGGCCGACUACACCCCCGGCCUCCCCGUCGUCUCGUUCCGCUUCACUGACGAGUUCCAGAAGGAGUACCCGCACGUCAAACAAGAAACCGUCUCUCUCCUGAUGCGCGCCCGGCAGUGGAUCAUUCCCAACUACGCUUUGCCGCCCAACGAGGACCAAACCGAAAUCCUGAGGGUAGUGGUUCGCGAGUCGUUUUCGUUUGAUCUGAUUGAUAGGCUGGUGACGGACUUGGUGUCGGUUACGGAGACGUUGAUGGAGAAUGAUGAGGUUGAUUUGAGCGUGUUGCAGGGGCAUCAGGGUGGACGGAGGAGGCCGGUUACGAAGGACGAUAAAAAGAGGCAGAAGGAGGAGAGGGAGAAGGAGGAGAGGAAGGGGGAUGAGAAGGGGGAGGCAAAGGGGAAGAGGGAGGAGAAGAAGAAGGAGAAGAAGGAGGAAAAGAAGAGGAUGGGAGAGGGGAUUCAUAGGAGUGUUUGUUAAGCUGGGUCUGAGGUAGGCAAGAUAAGGACGACAUACACUGUCGUAAUGGUGGACUGUAAUGGGUAAGUAGUUUUGAGAUCGAACAGAAAUGUUAAUAGUAGGUAGUCAGGCCUGAUUCAAUGAUGUUCAAAUAAGUCCCAACAACAACCAAAAAAAAAAUUACCGACGACCGAUUCGAACGCACCACCUC